Molecule: messenger RNA, 417 nt
Organism: Schizophyllum commune H4-8
Lineage: Eukaryota; Fungi; Basidiomycota; Agaricomycetes; Agaricales; Schizophyllaceae
Exons: 1
Source: RefSeq, a predicted model, not a curated record
CUACGCCUUCCCGGCAACAGGCUGAUAUCUCCCACAGACGAAGCAAAGUACCUAGGCGUAUAUAUCGACGCGGGCUUGACGUUCAAGCGCCAUGCCCAGUACGCAUCGGGGAAGGGUACUGCAGCGGCCACUGCGCUGGGACGGCUCGCGCGGCCUAGCUUCGGUAUGCCCCCUCGCUUUAUCCGCCAGCUCUUCCAAGGGUUGGUCGUCCCGCGCAUGGAAUACGCUCUCCCAGUCUGGUUCCGGCCAAUAACCUCGGGUGAAAGGAAGCGGGGAGGGACGGUCGCUUUUGCAACGCGCCUGGCGAAGGCACAGAGGCUGGCGUGCAAGAUCGCAACAGGAGCUCUCCGGUCGACGUCCACAGAUGCGCUGGAUUACCACUGCAACAUGCUACCCAUUGACUUGCGGCUCAACCUA